Molecule: messenger RNA, 3962 nt
Organism: Varanus komodoensis (Komodo dragon)
Lineage: Eukaryota; Metazoa; Chordata; Lepidosauria; Squamata; Varanidae
Product: zinc finger protein 383-like
Exons: 5
Coding region: 47-2431 (794 amino acids)
Biological process (GO): regulation of transcription by RNA polymerase II
Molecular function (GO): DNA-binding transcription factor activity, RNA polymerase II-specific; RNA polymerase II cis-regulatory region sequence-specific DNA binding
Source: RefSeq, a predicted model, not a curated record
GCUCUUCCCUUUUAGCAUUCAGAAGCAGAGUCAGAAGAGAAAAGUGAUGAAGGAGAAAAUGUCUGCGAGGGCCCGAUCAGAGGAAGGACCAGAACAAUCAAGAAAGGCCAUUGGUGCAGUUCAUCUUGGGUAUGUGGCUGAGCAGCCAGGCUGGGGGAUGCUGCAAGUGGGCAAAGGGGAGCCGUCCAAGGGGAUGCAACAGCACUGGGAAGCCCAAUGGCAGGAGUUCCUGAGGACAUUGCAACCUAUUCACCCGGGGUGGGGAAACCCAGGGAUGCCAGAGGCCGCCCCCUGGGAAGAUGGCAAGGCCUUCCUGGCCUCCUUCGAGCAGGUGGCCAAGGCCUGCCAGUGGCCUAGAGGAGAGUGGGCGGCCCGGCUCUUGCCAGCACUGAGCGGGGAAGCCGAGCAGGCCUUUCAAAGCCUGGAGGCCAGAGAACAAGGAGACUAUGGGAAAGUGAAGGCCGCCAUCUUGCGAGGGGAGGCCCUGAGAAUGGAGAUGCAGCGCCAGCACUUCCGGCAGUUCCGUUGCCAAGAGGUGGAAGACCCUCGAAGGAUUCACAACCAAGUCCAGGAGCUGUGCCGGCAGUGGCUGAAGCCGGAGCGGCACAGCAAGGAGCAGAUCCUGGAGCUGCUGAUCCUGGAGCAGUUCCUGGCCAGCCUGCCGCCCGACCUCCAGGGCUGGAUCCAAGCAGGAGGGCCGGACUCCUGUUCCCAGGCGGUGACCCUGGCAGAGGACUUCCUGAUGGGCCAGCAGGAGGCCAAGACAAGGAAAUGGCAGGGAUCAGUGAAGGAAGAGUGUGAAGAUUCCCUGAAUACUGAGGAAGAGCCUCUCGAAGCUGUGAAAGGACAGAUGUAUGAAGAAGCCAAGGGAAACAGUGAUGUGGAGAUCAACAUUCUGGGGAGUGGAAUCAAAUGCCCAAGACUUUCUAGCUCAUCUUUCCCAGCCGAAGGACAAGAAAGGUGCCAAACAGGUCUCAGAGAAGGAGCUGUGAACGUCAAGGAAACGGGUGUAUAUUUGCAGAUAGUCAAGCAGAGUUUGACCCAGCCAGGCCAACAGACCAUGGUAUGGCAAGUCCUGCAGGAGGAUGGUGGAAACAUGGGCUCUUUGGGUGAUGAAAAUGGAAGUCAGGUCAAGAUGGAGCAUUCUCAGUGUGCAGGAAAUGAGCCAGAGGAGACACCCCGGAUGGUUGCACAGAUCAGCCAAGUGAAUGUAUUGGAGGCAGCAGAGAUGCAGGAGGAAGGACACCUGUCUAAAGGGGGACAAGGGGCACAGCCAGUAGGGAGAGAGAAUCGCUGCAAUGAGCUCGCAGGAGACUUUCCAGCUGCAAUUAGCCACCCAUUUGAAAUAUACACAAAAGAAAACAUGUCCUUGUUCUCCAAGUAUGGCAGAAAAUAUUGCUGCAGAUCAGAACUUGAGAUGAUGCACAGUGUGGAGGGCCGUGAUGAAUAUCCCAUGUCAGAGGAAAACCUCCAGCAAAACUCGUAUUUUGAUCAACCUCAGAGAAUUAUAAAGGGUGAGGGUGAGCUCUCCGAUUACGGGGAAGGACAUAUCAUCAGCCAUCAGAGUAACCACACCGAAGAGAAACCUAGUAAUUCUCCUGAGUGUGGAAAGAGCUUUAGCUUUCAAAAGUCACUAAAGAGAAGUCAAGGAAUUCAAAGUGAAGGAAAACCAUAUGAAUGUUCACAGUGUGGGAAGGUCUUCAGUCAGCGAGAACGUUUGAAAAAUCACCUGCAGCUUCAUACUGGAGAGAAACGGCACGAAUGUCCCGAGUGUGGGAAGAGGUUCAGUUCUAAAGAGGUAUUAACAAGGCAUCAGAGAAUUCAUACUGGGGAGAGGCCACACAAAUGUCCCCAGUGUGGGAAAUGCUUUAGUCAGAGAGGUGACCUGAAACGACAUCAGAGAAUUCACACUGCAGAGAAGCCGUUCAAAUGUUCCCAGUGUGGGAAAUGUUUCAGUCGGAAAGAACCUUUGCAGAAACAUCAAAGAAUUCAUACAGGAGAGAAACCGUACGAAUGUUCUCACUGUAGGAAGUGUUUUGGUCGCAAAGAACAUUUGAUGAACCAUCAGCAAGUUCACACUGGAGGGAAACUACACGAAUGUUCUCAGUGUGGGAAACGGUUCACUUUUAGAGAAGUAUUAACACGACAUCAGAGAAUCCAUACCGGAGAGAAGCCGUAUGAAUGUUCCCACUGUGGAAAAUGCUUCAAUCAAUGUGGUGAUAUGAAAAGGCAUAGAAGAAUCCAUACAGGGGAGAAACCCUACGAAUGUCCUGAGUGUGGGAAAAGCUUCAGUCGGAGAGAACAUCUGAAGGAUCAUCAGAGAAUCCAUACAGGAGAGAAACCAUUCAAAUGCAUAGAGUGUGGGAGAGACUUUUCCCGGAGAGAUAUAUUAAUCAGGCAUCAGAGAACUCAUUGGACAGAGACCUUAUGAACGCUCCUACAUGGCUUUUCUGAAAAAUGAGACACAGGUGUUCUAGUUGCACCAACCCACCACCAUCUAAACUGGACUGCCACCAGAUUCUGUUGUUACAGAAUCACCUUUUGCAAAACUUCUGUAGCCUCCAGAUCAGCAGGUGGGCAGCCAGAAGCCAUCUCUCCAGAACCUCUAGCUGCUGUCCCCUAUUAGCCAUAAAUAGGUUAAAUUCUAGCCACAAAGUUUGCAUAGAAUAUAUCAGUUUAUUAAUAUCCAAUGAGCCAGUUUAGGCUAUGAUCCUAAGUGUUUAUUACGACUAUUAUUAUUACACUUAUAUUCUGCCUUUCUUCUUCCUGCAAGGAACCCAAGUGGCUUACAAGGUUCUCCUCUCCAUUUUAUCUUCAGAACAACCCUGCCGAGAAUCUGUAACUGGUCCAGAGCUGCCACACCACGCUGCCCAUUGCAAUAUAAAACUUGUUCAGGUUUAAUAAGGCUUAUAUUUAUGAGUAAGCCUGUUGGACAGGGGCAUUCCUGGCUCCUAUAAUGACUUGUGUGUAUAUGCAGGUGUGCACUGACAUACCCUCCCGCCCUGAUUUGACUCAGAUCCCAAUUUGGUGCUUUCAAAAAUAUCCCACUGCUGCUCAGACCUGUUUGGAAUCAGCCCACUUUGAUGUGGUCCUAGUCCCAUGUAAAGGUCUGGAAAACCAAGAUUUUGUGUUUCUAGUUGAUUACCGUGGGAAAUAAGAAAAGCGUUAUAGUUCUUUGCUCUUGGUUGGAAUUAUUAUUAUUAUUAUUAUAUUUCUAUACUGCCCAUGGCUGAAGCUCUCUGGGCAGUUCACAAUGUUGAAGUCCCCCAUCCAGUUUUCAACCAGUCCUGACCCUGCUUAGCUUCCAAGAUGAGACAGCAUCAGACAGUUCAGCCUAUAUGGAAUUGGAUGAUGGUUGCAGGCACAGUAACUCCUUAGCGCAGCCAGAACACCUGGGAAUUAGUUCGCAACCCCGAAGCUACUCACACCUUGAUUGCGAUAUUUCUGCUAUGAGCAGACCUCUUUACUGCCCUAAGGUCGGAAAUGCCCAGUCCUUCAAAAUCCUCCAGAAAACUAGUCUGGAGACAAAAGGACUCUGCUUCAAUUGUUUUAUGCUUCCAGAGUCACCAUUUAGGAGGCAAGAUCGAAUCCAGAAGUGGGGCAGGUGCCCAGUCAACCUCCAUUAGGCAAGCUGUGUGCAGGCUGUUUGAUUCCCUCCAACAAUGGACUUCUUUAAUUUGAAAUAAAAUUUAUCGCUUCAUCAACAGUGGGACAUUUCGGGGAUGCCACUUUUUCUUAUAAGGUCUAAAAUGUUCCCUAGGAUAUGCUUCCCGCUGCUGACUCUAUUAGUAAAGAAUUACCCUGUAGAAGGAACAUUUGGCAUCCCCUCUUACUGCCCUUCUCUUGUGGAGAGAAGAUGCCGUUCAUGCAGAUACAUCUCCUGUUUUGGAAUGAAGAUACUUCGGUGCUUUUUUCAUUUUGUUAAUAUGAUUCAUUUUGUUAAUAAAACUUGUACAUUCUAA